AGGCUUUUUUCUCCCCUCCCCCUGCGUCGUUGCAGGGAAGCGUCGUCGACCCGAAGACACGUUCCUUUGCGACUCUCUUUCCUUUGUAUUCUCCUGCCAGCAUGGAACGCAACGUGAGCCACUUUACGGAAAGCGCGGCGAAGUGUCCGCUGCAGCCCAGAGAGAUGAAACUCAACGUUGGCGGAGUAGCCAACGACGAUCGCUUCUCCGAAAGCGCUGCGAAGCCGGAUGAGCGGCGUGGCUUCCGACCCGGGCCUCGAGUACAGGCGUUGCACGUCUCGCGCGGCAAACAGCAGCGAGGUGGCGCCAACGCGGCGGGCGAGGGCGGCAACAGCCCCGGAGAGACCUUCGGGGCGAUGCUUCCGCCGAAUCCCGCCAUGACGGACACGCCUAUGAAGGGCAAUCCGGUACAGAUCGGCCACCCGCUGCGACCGGCGCGACCGCGCAAUUUAGAGUUUUCCUUGACGUCCUCGCCUCAACCACGGCUGAAGGCGCGAGCGCACGCAGCCGGACCGCACCCCCGCAGCUCCGUCAACGUGCCGCUGUCCCACACCCGCACGUUGUGGGUAGAAGGCAACUCUGUGCUAAACACGGAGGCCGGCAUGGCGUCUUCUGCCCUCACGUACCUGUCCGAGUGCGUGGCGCGAGAGCGGCAGAUUAAGGAGGAGUUGGAGGCCGCGAGUUUCGCCAAGGUGCAAGCCUUCCGUGCGGUGGUCAAAGUCUUCAUGAUGUCCUUCACCGACGCCGGCAGCGGUGGCGACCCACGGCAGACAGCCGGCAAGGGCUUCACCGACACGCUGGCGGUGGCGCGCUGCUCCGUCGUAACGAACGCGCUCGUCGGCACCAUUCAGAGUUUCGCCCGGGCCUUCCGCUCCCGCCAACUAGGGGCUGCCCGGGGCACCCUCCCGACGGCCGCCCCGACCUACCGACCCGCCACCAGCAGCACAAACCUGGCACUGAGUUUCACCUCGGCGGCUCCCCCCCGUCGGCACUCCGCCGAAGACACCGCCUCCAGCUCGCAGAGCCACAGCGCGAGUGAUGUGCUGGACAGGGAGGAAAUUACCCGACUGAGGCAACUGUAUUUCGACUAUUUCGACUGUGAGUCGGUGAGCAUUAGCACCGUGUCACCGUCCGCGAAUGACUGCUUGACGUUUGAGGUGGGCUCCGCGUUUGAGGUCGGCUCCGCGUUGGACGCGUCCCACUCGUCCAGCAUCUUCCUUAUGGAAGACGUAGACGAUUUUUCCCAGUGCGCCUCCAGAACGAUGUAA
Leptomonas pyrrhocoris is the source of this 1268-nucleotide messenger RNA. RefSeq lists its product as hypothetical. Lineage: Eukaryota; Euglenozoa; Kinetoplastea; Trypanosomatida; Trypanosomatidae. The transcript has a single exon. The coding region runs from base 102 to 1268 and encodes 388 amino acids. The record is from RefSeq and is a predicted model, not a curated record.